Messenger RNA from Sardina pilchardus (European sardine), 882 nucleotides. It is a transcript of the gene lrrc30a, whose product is annotated as leucine rich repeat containing 30a. Gene Ontology annotation, molecular function: protein binding. Bases 1 to 882 code for a protein of 293 amino acids. The record is from RefSeq and is a predicted model, not a curated record. The transcript has a single exon. NCBI's taxonomy places the organism in Eukaryota, Metazoa, Chordata, Actinopteri, Clupeiformes, Clupeidae.
AUGGGGGCCAAGCAGUCGAAGAAAAAAGCUGCCGAGGAGGACAUGAAGAGGCAAGCGAGGAAGAACGUGGGCCGCGUAGAGAGCCUCACGUCGGCCGAGCGGAUCCGGCAGCACACCAGCAAGCAGUUCGGACAGGUGGUGCUCAGCCUGGCGCGCCGCGGCAUGACGGAGCCUCCGCCGGAACUCUGGGAGCUGGUGGAGCUGGAGAAGCUCAACCUGUCGCUCAACCGCCUCCGCGCCAUGCCCUCCGCCGUCUCGGCGCUGCAGCACCUGGUGGUGCUAAACCUGUGGGGCAACCAGCUGGCCAGCCUGCCGCCGGAGAUCGGGCAGCUGCGGAAGCUCCGCGUGCUCUUCGCCUACCGCAACCACCUGACGGAGGUCCCCGAGGAGCUGGGCAACUGCACCAAGCUGGAGGUGCUCAGCCUGGCCAACAACCAGCUCAGCGGCCUCCCCGCCAGCCUGUCGGCGCUGACCAACCUGCGCAAGCUCAACCUCAGCCACAACCGCGUCGUGCACGUGCCCGGCUGCGUCUACGCCAUGAAGAGCCUCGUCUUCCUCCACCUGGCCUGCAACCAGAUGGAGAACAUCGCCGACCAGAUCCAGGCGCUGGCCGACCUCAAGAUCUUCAUCGUCGAGGGCAACUGCCUCCACGCCCUGCCCCGGGCGGUCUGCUUCCUGACGCGGCUCGAGCUGCUCAACGUGGACUUCAACGACAUCAAGGACGUGCCCGCCGAGCUGCACCAGCUGAAGCGGCUGGAGAGGCUGGCCUGCCACCCUCUGGACAAGGGCCUGCACAUCAUGCACAACCCCCUCCAGAAGGGCAUCAAGGAGGUGAUGGAAGGGGGGCUUACUGCCCUCUACAACUAUCUCAAGGCUACGUAA